Messenger RNA from Cyclopterus lumpus (lumpfish), 4173 nucleotides. RefSeq names its product family with sequence similarity 135 member B (gene fam135b). Lineage: Eukaryota; Metazoa; Chordata; Actinopteri; Perciformes; Cyclopteridae. The record is from RefSeq and is a predicted model, not a curated record. The transcript has 19 exons. Bases 1 to 4173 code for a protein of 1390 amino acids.
AUGUCUGAAGUACAGGGAACGCUGGAGUUUUCUGUAGAGUUGCACAAGUUUCACAAUGUGGAUCUCUUUCAAAGAGGGUUCUACCAGGUACGCGCCGGGCUGAAGGUCUCACCUCGAGUGCCCCACAGGUUAAUCGUGACCACACGAGACAACACAGGAGAAUGCAGCUUCAGCUCCGCGGGGGUUCACGACGGCAGCGUGUUCAGCCGGAUAUUUCAGAUCCUUUACAGGAACGAGGAGAUUACGGUGAACGACCGUAUGAUCUUCAAAGUCCAUCUGCUGUUAGACGGAGAACAGGUGGAGGAAGCCUUGAGCGAGGUGGACUUUCAGCUGAAGCUGGACCUUCAUUUCACCGACAAUGAGCAACAGCUGGCAGAGAUAGCGACCGUCCCGUUGAUCAGCAGUCGGACCCUCAGCCUCCACUUCCACCCGCGGAGAGGCCUCCACCACCACGUCCCCGUCAUGUUUGACUACUUCCACCUGUCCGUCAUUUCUGUCUCCAUACAUGCUUCACUGGUUGCCUUACAUCAGCCGCUAAUCAGCUUUGCGCGUACAGGGAAGGGCUCUUGGCUGGGGAAGGGCUCGCCGGAGAGCCCGAGCGACCCGUCUGCCAUGUCGGUGGAGAACCUCGUGUUUGGCGCUGGCUACUGCAAGCCUGUCACCUCUGAGGGGAGCUUUUAUUUGCCCAGUGAAAACUGCCUGCAGAGAGCUCACACGUGGCACCGGCGGCUCUGUCGCCUCCUGCUGGUCGCGCACGGGGGCCUGCACACCUACCACGCCGCGCUGAGGAAGGAAAUCCCACAGCUGCAGCAGACUCCACUCGACUCAGAGGUGCUGCCUGUAGACGAAACUCUGAAUCAGCUCACAACAGAGUUACAGCUCCAGGAAGGCCACGAGAGGGUAGCGGAGCAGAUCAGCAGGGACGUGAGCCAGCUCUGCUCCCAGCUGGCCGCGCUGUGGAGCCACUUCCUGGAGGCCGCCGUUCUCAACCCCCACAUCCUCUCCUAUCUGGCCCAGGAGCACCACACACUCAGGGUUAGGAGGUUCUCGGAGGCGUACUUCUUCACUGAACACCCCAAAGAGAUGUCGUUGACUUUUCAAGAGGAACUAAUCAGCAGACAUGGCCAGAUAGCUGCAGAGGUGCGGAGCUCGGACUACUUGACCAAGAUGCCUCCUUUACCUGUUGAGUGCCUGGACAUCGAUGGAGACUGGAACAGCCUGCCCAUCAUCUUUGAGGACAGAUAUGUGGAGUCUCCUCAAACAGAAUGGACGUCACAUGUGCCGGCCACUGAUGGGCGGGCCCACUCAGAUCCCGCCAUAUCUCUUGUCAAUGGGAUUUUUGAAUGCGUCCAGGGAGCCAGAUCACCAGCAAUACAGCAGGAUCCCUUGGACAGUGACGAUUACAUGGACCUACCCACAUAUGUCUCCCUCAUGGCAGAGCAGAGUAAGACCAGUACCGACAUUAGGAGUACCCAGAACCUCGUUCGCACCGAGGACAUUGCUGAACCCUCUCGAGCAGCGGCAGAGCCCUUGAAGGGACAAGAGGAAAAACAAGGGCGGGAUAAGGAGGCCUGUAAUCCAGGCCUCAGGUACAUCACAGAUAAGCCUCGUGAUGUGGAUCCAUAUAGAGAAGAAGCAGUCCCUGUUCUCUCCUCAACCCUCAAUCCCCUCACUGACUCUCAUAACAGCAGCGAUGGGUCUCCUGCUCAUCAUGCAGCGGAAAAUACCAUUGUACGUCCUGAUGCCACAAAUGACAGCAAUGCAACAGAGGGGGAAAACAAUGAAGAGGAGUCCGAUAUUGCGAUGCCAUUAAAUCACUCCAUGGACGAUGAGAUUGAGGAUUUUCCUCUCAUCAUUGCACAUCCAGUUAUACCUCCCUUUCCCACUGAUCUCAGAAAAGAGGUGACUCAGCGCGGAGGCCUGGCCGGCUCCAAGAUCAUGAAGCGCUCCUCCUCAGUUAUUUCGGACUCGGGUAUUGAGAGCGAGCCCAGCUCGGUGGCCUGGCCCCUGGAGGCGGCAUUGCGAAGCCGACCUCCUCGAGACUUCUCCAGCGAACUGGAGAUCCCAAAGCAAAUAGUGUGUCGCCACCCGGUCCACCGCUGCUCUCUGGAAGGCCUGCAGAUGGAGAGCAACGGCAGCGGAGGCAUACAGGCCUCACUCACUUCCAUUAGCUCCCUGCCAUACGAGGAGGACCAGCAGCAGAGGCAGCUCAGUAAACUGACAAAGUCAGUUUCGGCACCACAGAUAAGCAGCCCUGAAGACACCGAGGAGGACCGUGUGCUCCUCAACCAGGAAACAGAUACUGAGAGUUUAAUGCAACAGCAGGAUUCAUUGAAGAUCGACGGCUCUUCUUUGAACAGCAACCUGGAUUCGGGGCAAUCCGAAUCAUCUUUGUUAGACCCGACGACUUCAAUGCCAAAUCUUGGCCGUAUCCUCAAUGAGAAUAUUAGCUCCGAAAAGUCAAACCCGCCAAAGAACCUGUCAAAGACACACAGAACCAAGUCGGCGUUAAGUGGUGUGUCUGAAGUGCUGCUUUUACAAGAGUCUGUGGAGAGCCUUCAUGUGAAGGAGAGCGCUGUUAUUGUCAGCCACGGGGAGAAUACGAACCAUCAAACACACAUCAGUGGAGUAAGCGCCUCGGAGGAGGAUGUGCAUCUCGUUGAAACAGAAGCAGUGCCCUGCAGCUGUGGAAACAAACCAUGUGUGCAUAGAAGUGCAGAAGCACGGGACAGAAUGAACACUGUAGAUGAUUGCCAAAGUUUCCAUCAGACUGAACUGUUUAGUGUUGAGGAUCAGAAGUGUCUGGAUCCCUCCCGAUCACCUCCAGGGCUUCAACCCACCAGUGACCUCCCCGGCGGUACCAUCACACAGAGGCCGAGUGAUCUUACAGGGCUGAUUGCCAACGAUAUUGUGUCACCCGUUGACCUCAACGGGAUGUCAGCCAGUGAGAAAGAGCCUCUGGACUGCCAGACUAAGCCCCCUAAGAUCCCCAACUCGGGGCUGGCCUUUGUGAAUAAGAAGAUGGUGGAGGUGGUGAACAUGUCAGUGUCCUGUGCCCCGACCUGCCUGCCCUUUUCCUCCGCGCUAAGAGACUCUCCGUCCAUCAGUGGAAUGUCUGCUCGCCAGGCCACCUCACCUAUCACCCAUCAGCCUCUGGGAUCCUUUGGUAUCAUCUCCUCGUCUUCGCUCAAUCCCUUGAACAUGGAUGACGAGAGCAACGAACGAAUGCUAAAUUUCUACAAAGCCAAAGACGAGCUGCUCAAAGAGUUGAGCUUUCAGGCCAGCCUUUACAGCGACCUCCCUCUCCUGGCAUCCGAUCUGCCCUACUUCCCCCCCGAGGAGGACGAUGAGGAGUUUGAUGACGGCAUACACCUGGUGGUGUGCGUCCACGGGCUUGAUGGAAACAGCGCAGACCUUCGGCUGGUGAAGACGUUCAUUGAGUUGGGACUGCCGGGAUCCAGACUCGACUUCCUCAUGUCUGAAAGGAACCAGACCGACACGUUUGCAGAUUUCGACACCAUGACGGACAGGUUGCUGGAUGAGAUCAUUCAGCAUGUCCAGCUGUACAAUCUCACCAUCGGCCGGAUAAGCUUCAUCGGCCACUCUCUGGGGAACAUCAUCAUCCGCUCGGUGCUGACGAGGCCCCGCUUCCGCUGCUAUUUGCCCAAACUGCACACUUUCCUCUCGCUGUCAGGUCCGCACUUGGGAACGCUGUACAACAACAGCACCCUGGUCAGCACAGGUCUGUGGUUAAUGCAGAAGCUGAAGAAGUCGGGAUCCUUGCUGCAGCUCACCUUCAGAGACCACGUUGAUCCACGGAAAACCUUCCUCUAUCUCCUGAGUCAGAAACAAGGGCUCCAGUUCUUCAAGAACGUGGUGUUGGUGGCAUCUCCGCAGGACCGAUAUGUUCCUUUCCACUCUGCUCGAAUAGAGAUGUGCAAAACCGCCCUUAAAGACAGGACCACAGGGCCCGUUUACACUGAGAUGAUCAACAACCUCUUGCAGCCACUCGUGGAGGCGAAGGAGUGCCGGCUGAUCCGCCAGAAUGUGUUCCACGCUCUGCCCAACACAGCCAACACCUUGAUUGGCCGCGCGGCGCACAUCGCCGUCUUGGACUCUGAGCUCUUCCUGGAGAAGUUCUUCCUGGUGGCAGGGCUCAACUACUUCAAAUGA